Messenger RNA from Aphidius gifuensis, 2066 nucleotides. RefSeq names its product CTD nuclear envelope phosphatase 1 homolog (gene Dd). Lineage: Eukaryota; Metazoa; Arthropoda; Insecta; Hymenoptera; Braconidae. Bases 769 to 1500 code for a protein of 243 amino acids. The record is from RefSeq and is a predicted model, not a curated record. Gene Ontology annotation, molecular function: protein serine/threonine phosphatase activity. The transcript has 5 exons.
UAAUUCAAAGAUGGCGGCUGUUGUUUAUUCUAAUUUUUUUUAAUUUCUUUUCUUGCUAAUUUUCAUUGUGAUUAUAAUAAAAUUUAUCAGUUUAUUGUGAAUAAAUUGUCAAUAAACAUAAUUUAAUACUCAUUACAUAAUGUAUUAUUAUUGCAAAUAUAAAAACAAUUAAAUAAACAAUAUUUUCUCUUAAAAAAAAAAAAGAAAUAAUAAUUUACAAUUUAAAAUAUUGGAGAUAUUCUUUGAGCAAUGAUUAACAACAAUGUGAGUGUGUGUUGAAAUGUUAAAAAAAAAAAAAAAAAUCUCUGAUAUUACAUAGAUAUUACGAGAGCAUUUUGUCGUUGUGUCGUCGUUGUGAUUUAUAAAUUUAAUUUUUAACUAAAAACAAACAAUAAAAUAAAUAAAUAAAAUGUCAAAAGUUUAUUUAAACUUAUGCAUUUAAUUUAUAAAUUAUUAUUUACAUUUAAUAUUAUUAUUUAAAGAAAAAUAUAAAACAAUUAAUUUACCAGACAUUUAUGUUUAAUAAUAAUAAUUAUUAUUAUUGUUAUUAUUAUUAUUAUUUUUAUGAUAAUAAUAUUGUGAAAUAAUAAAUUAUUUACAUUUUGACAAUUGUCUCUCUUGGUGUGUCCGUGUGUGUUUAUACUAAAAAGUUUAAGUGACAAUAUAUGCAAUAUAUUAUUUAAAUAAUUAAAAAUAUAGGUAUAUUAAGUGAUUGGAGUUUUUAAUUAAGCCGGACUUCGGCCCGGUAUCAAAAAAUCUUGAUAGACCAUGCUGAAACAAUUACAGAUGGGGAUGAGGGCUUUCCUUCUUAUGGCUUCCCGUGUGUGGACCUGCAUUUGCUUUUUAUUAAAAAAGCAGGUUAGAACUAUAUCGCAAAUGCAACCAGUUAAAUAUGAAAUAUUUCCAUUAUCACCAUUGUCAAGGCACAGACUCAGUAUUGUUAAAAGAAAAGUACUUGUUUUGGAUCUUGAUGAAACAUUGAUACAUUCACAUCAUGAUGGAGUUGCAAGACCAACAGUUAGACCAGGUACACCACCUGAUUUUGUUCUCAAAGUAACAAUUGAUCGUCAUCCUGUUAGAUUUUUUGUUCACAAACGACCACAUGUUGAUUUUUUUCUGGACAUUGUUAGCCAGUGGUAUGAAUUGGUGGUAUUUACAGCAUCAAUGGAAAUAUAUGGUGCAGCUGUUGCUGAUAAAUUAGAUAACAACCGAGGUAUAUUGAGACGUAGAUAUUAUAGACAACAUUGUACACCUGAAAUGGGUUCAUAUACUAAAGAUUUAGCAACAAUAUGUUCAGAUUUAGCAUCUGUUUUUAUAUUGGAUAAUAGUCCUGGUGCAUACAGAGCAUAUCCACAUAAUGCAAUACCAAUUAAAUCUUGGUUCAGUGAUGCUGGCGAUACUGCUUUAUUAAGUUUACUUCCUGUUUUAGAUGCUCUACGAUUUACACAGGAUGUACGUUCAGUUUUAUCAAGAAAUUUACAUCUACCUCAUACUGGGUAGCUAAAUAUAUUUUCUUUCCAUUCCCUGCCUUUUGUCCCCUCAUCAUUUCAAUGACUCAACCUAGUGUAGACUAGACAAAACUGCUAUAAAAAAAAAAUAAUAAUAAUAAAUAAAUAAUUAUUAUAAGGAAAAAAAUAAAAAUUAGUUUGUCGAAAGUUAGAAUUAAAUAUUGUUAUUAAAUUAGAUUAUAGGACAUUCAAAUAAUGAUUAUUAAAAAGAAACAUAGUCCUAAAGUAUUUUUUUUUUUUAAUUUUAUUUUUUCUAUUGGGAUACAAUGAAGUUGACGUGAUUUAAACAGUGAAAUUUGAUUGAUUUUUGAGGAUUUAUUGAUGAAAAAAAAGACAGUGUAAUAUUGGCGAUAAAAAAAAAAGAAAUAUUGACAUUUGUGGAAGCACAAUAUAUAUAUUUAGGGUUUUCUUCUUCCCUUGAAUGCUUCACGACUUUUUAUUUAAUUUUUUUUUUUAUUCAUCUUGAUUAUUUUAAUGUACAUAAUUUACAAUAAAAAAAGAAAUUAAAUCCUUUCGUGCAUCAGCCAAAGAUCAAUACUCACAAAUGACGUGUAAAAU